AAACUAUCCAUCAUUAAUCAUUCUCUACAAUUGUAAGUCUCUUGUAUAUCCUCCUAAUUAUCAUUUCAUUUCAUUUGCAUCUUUGUUUCAGUUCAGGAUUGAUUUUCAGUAGUUUUGGCCUUGAAAUAAGGUAGCUGUUUGAUGUUCUUGCUAUUAGAAGGUCUACACGAUGGCUUGUUUUAGAAUGGGUCCAAAGAAAUGGUUUAAAAUAAUAAUCAGAAGGAAGAAACGGAAAGAAGAUAAAUCCAACCAAGAAAAGGUGCAAUCUACUGCUGAAAUAUCAAAUGAACCUACCAAUGGGAACCAUAGCCCUCAUGAAGAAUCAAGUAGCACUCCCAAUGAAGGUUUGAUGAUGAUGGAGAGGACAGUUCCUUCCAGGUUGAUUCACAAUAUUGCUGCUACUCGGAUUCAAAAUGCAUUUCGUUCAUUUAUGGCAAGAAGAACAUUUCAACAUCUAAGAGGAGCAGAGAACUUUGAAGCUUUAAUUCAAGACCACAUGGCCAGAGACCAAACAGCAACAACACUUAACUACAUACAUUCAUGGAGCAGAAUACAAGAUCAAAUUAGAGCUCGUCGAAUGUGUAUGAUAACAGCAGCCAGGAUUAAGCAAAAGAGAUUGGAAAGCCAGUUAAAAAUUGAGGCUAAGAUUAAUGAGCUCGAGGUGGAAUGGUGCAGCGGUUCCGAAACAAUGGAAGAGAUACUAUCCAGGAUACAUCAGCGAGAAGAAGCAGCAAUUAAACGAGAGCGAGCCAUGGCGUAUGCUUUCUCUCAUCAGUGGAGGCCAAACUGUAACCAGUAUUUUGGUCAGGCUUCUUAUAGCCUUGGUAAAGAAAGCUGGGGUUGGAGCUGGAUGGAGCGUUGGGUUGCAGCGCGUCCUUGGGAAGUUCGGGUUCAAGUUCAGUCCCCCAAAAAAAAUAAACUCAAUGGCCAGCAGCAGAAGACCAAAUUAGAUAAGAUGAACCACAAUGAUACAAAAUCACCACUAAAAUCACCAUUGACUAAAGCUGGCAUGUCAAAUGGGAAGGAGAAUGAAACAAAAUCGCCAUUAAAAUCACCAUUGGCUAAAGCUUCCAUGUCAAAUGCGCAGGAGACUGAGAAAGGAAAGAAAAACAAAACAUGAGGUCUGCCAAAAAAUGGCAAGGCAGAAAGAUUCACGGCUCCUGGUUUUCUUCAUCUUCUUUUGGGGUUUAUUUUCCAUAUUUGGCUUGUAAGAAUCUACCAUCGGGUGUGUCGUGUGUAUCAGUAGAAGACUUUAACUUGUUAUUUGCUUUUGUAUGAUCAUGAAUUUGCUAGUUUUGGUUGAAACAUGAUAAUGGUCUACUAUUAUUCCCUUCAUUUCAGGA
Messenger RNA from Medicago truncatula (barrel medic), 1343 nucleotides. Its product is annotated as protein IQ-DOMAIN 1. The transcript is spliced from 7 exons. The coding region runs from base 170 to 1120 and encodes 316 amino acids. The record is from RefSeq and is a predicted model, not a curated record. NCBI's taxonomy places the organism in Eukaryota, Viridiplantae, Streptophyta, Magnoliopsida, Fabales, Fabaceae.